GCCGCGCUACCUCAGCAGCGGGUGCUUCAGUUCCCAGGGAGACACCUCUGGCAGGAACUGGGGCCCUGUCGGCCUCGGGGUCCCACAGUGGCCACCACGUUCUGCACAUUGCUUUCGGUGUCCUCCUUCUCACCCUGAGGCCUCCGUCAUGAAGGAUUCGCUGGUGCUGCGGAGCCGCAUCCAGGCACACCCGGACUCCCGCUGCUGGUUUCUGGCCUGGAACCCCACGGGGACCCUGCUGGCCUCGUGCGGCGGCGACCGUAAAAUCCGCAUCUGGGGCACCGAGGGUGACAGCUGGGUUUGUAAGUCUGUCCUUUCUGAAGGCCACCAGCGCACUGUUCGGAAAGUGGCAUGGUCCCCCUGUGGAAACUACCUGGCCUCUGCCAGCUUUGAUGCUGUCACUUGUAUUUGGAAGAAGAACCAGGAUGACUUUGAGUGUGUAACCACUCUCGAGGGUCACGAAAAUGAGGUCAAGUCAGUGGCUUGGGCGCCGUCUGGCAACCUCUUGGCUACCUGCAGCAGAGAUAAGAGUGUGUGGGUCUGGGAAGUUGACGAAGAGGAUGAGUAUGAGUGUGUCAGUGUCCUCAGCUCUCACACACAGGACGUCAAACACGUGGUUUGGCACCCGAGCCAGGAGCUUUUAGCGUCCGCCAGCUAUGAUGACACAGUGAAGUUGUACCGGGAAGAAGGAGAUGACUGGGUCUGCUGUGCCACCCUUGAAGGUCAUGAGUCCACUGUAUGGAGCUUGGCCUUCGACCCCAGUGGCCAGCGGCUGGCAUCUUGCAGUGAUGACCGUACUGUGCGCAUUUGGCGCCAAUAUCUACCAGGCAAUGAACAAGGGGUGGCAUGCAGUGGCUCUGACCCCAGCUGGAAGUGUAUCUGUACUUUGUCAGGCUUCCACACCAGGACCAUCUACGACAUUGCUUGGUGUCAGCUGACAGGGGCCCUGGCUACAGCUUGUGGAGACGAUGCCAUCCGAGUGUUUGAGGAGGAUCCCGGCUCAGAUCCACAGCAGCCCACCUUCUCACUGACAGCUCAUAUGCGCCAGGCGCACUCCCAGGAUGUGAACUGUGUGGCUUGGAAUCCCAAGGAGCCAGGGCUCCUGGCCUCUUGUAGUGAUGAUGGGGAGGUGGCCUUCUGGGAGUAUCACCAACCUGCAGGCCUCUGAACUGUAGUGUGACUUGCCAAGACUUUCCUAGUCAUCGAGAGGACCUGAAGGAUCCUUGAUCUACAUUUAGCUUUAUGCCUUGUUUGGAUGUGUAGAAGCCACAGGACCAUUCACUGUUUCCCUUCAUUGGUGUGAGGGAGCCAUGGGACAGAGCCAUGGAACAGAAGUAUGUUGUACUACAAUUUUUGCUUGAUUUAGGGCAUGGGGUUACAUUUUGGGGUAAAUAUAGUAUUUAUAAUCAUGAUGUAUGUACACAGAAGAAUAUAUCUGAGAGCUUUCUGAAAUUGUGAGCUUUAUAGAAAUAAUCCACACUUCCUGUUUUGUAAAUAAGGUCAUUUAUAAUUCCGCUAUUUGAAGUAGGUCCCACUUUCCCAAUUUCUAGAGAAGUUCUUGCAUUUAAGACAUUCUAGCUAGUUGUGGCGUCUUCCUAGUACUCAAUUAGCAAAGACAGAAUGAUCAGAAGCUCAAGGUUAUCUUUGGCUACACAGUAAGUUUGAAGCUAGCCUGGGAUAUACGAGACCCUUUCUCAAAAAGCAAAAAGACAUUCAAAGUUUGUUCGGAGUAAAAGAACACCACUGUUCUUCCUUAGAAACCCUCAUAUGCGCCUCGAGACAUUAUGCUGUGGUGGCAACUAAAGCCCCCGAAAGAGAGAACUGGUUUUCAGUGAGGGGCACCAUUAAGACAAUAGCUUGUGGCCCUCUAAAAAACAGCAGGCUGGGUGUAGUGGCACAUACCUAUAAUCCACUACUCAGGAGGCAGACCUGAUCUAUAAAAUGACAGGAUGACAGAAGCCUGUCUCAAAAAAAGAAAAGAAAAAAGUAAAAGACGAUUGUGUGUGUGCUGCCAAUCUGGUGUUUUUCAGGCUAAAGCCUUUUAAGGCCUUUUUUGUUUUGUUUUGUUUUAGU
Molecule: messenger RNA, 2073 nt
Organism: Microtus ochrogaster (prairie vole)
Lineage: Eukaryota; Metazoa; Chordata; Mammalia; Rodentia; Cricetidae
Gene: Ciao1
Product: cytosolic iron-sulfur assembly component 1
Biological process (GO): iron-sulfur cluster assembly
Cellular component (GO): cytosolic [4Fe-4S] assembly targeting complex
Molecular function (GO): protein binding
Source: RefSeq, a predicted model, not a curated record